GGUAGGUUCCUGCCAUCUGAGUACACACAGAGGCAAUGCAGCAGCUAACCACAGUAGACAGGAGGCAUAUUAAGAGCCUUAAUUAACUUUGUUGUCACCUUUCUAUCACAAGUCAUUAAUGAACUCUUGUGUUAUCUAUCCUGCUGUCCCCGUCUGAUCAUAGUCCCCCAAAAAUUGAGAAAAGAAAGGGGUAAAAGUAGGGAGAGCCCCACAAACAGCUAAGGAAAUGAAGGAUGCAAAAAAGAGUGAGGUCCUUGGCAAAACCCCACAGGUGGCAGUCCUUGUUGCAAAUGCAAGGGUAAUGCUGACCAGCUACUGAUUGAUUGCUGUAAUUAGUUCCAUCUGGGCACACAGCCCAGGUGCUCAGGGCUCUGUGGUGAGUUCGGGGCCCUACAGAAGGAGAGAUGCCAUUUUUGCAGUCCCUGCGGUGGGAACUAUGGAAGGAGCAGAGGCCCUUUUAGCUCAAGCCUCCAGAAAUAUGGGCAGCAGAGGCUGUUGCUGUAGGUGUUGGAAACACGCAGUGGAGAUUUUGGCAGCUGGCGUCCUGAGCAACUUUGUGGAAGUCACCCAAUGGUGCAGGUAGCUCCAGACCCAGCCGUGGUGUUGCAUUCUCACCUCCAAAUCCCUUUCUGAUGUUUAGGCCACUAAAAUAAAGAGGAAAAGAGUGAUGUGAUUGCUUGUGGGACCAAAUGAGAAAAGCUUAGUAAAGCUUUGUACCUUUUAACUCUUUUUCCUCUCAAUCUGCUUCUUGCUGUAUCGAGAUGCAUACUGCUCUUUGUCACUGAUCUCAGCAGUUUGAGUCUGCAGAACUGGAGGUUUCCAUCCCCCAGGGAGUAAUUUACCAUAAUUCAGACACAAAAGUUAAAUACAUGCUCCUGGAAAAAUAUGUAUCUGUGUCCUUUUCCCCUGGUUCUCCUGGGGUGAAUGAAUGGUCCAUGCCACGCUUUCACUUGCUGCCCUCACUCUGAAGAACUGUCUUCCAUUUGAGCAGAAGAAAGCUAUAAGGAAAGAACUUUUAUGUACAGCAAGUGCUCUUCCUGCUUGUGGUGUUGUCUGCAUUUGGCAGAAGGGUCAUGGAGGCAGUUUACCUGAUACUACCAGAAGAUCAGUGGCCAACUAGGAAUGGACCCAGCAUGGCUCUAAUGGACCAUACAUUUCCUUGUCUGAACCAUGGAAAGAGCAGGAGGUGAACUACGAAUGGAAAAUAAAAGGAGAACAAAAACACAGGCACAAGUGAGAGAACAAGUGAGGGUGAGAAACAACUUGGGUGAUGAAUUCUAACUUAGGAUGUAAAAUAGAACCACCAGGAAAUGCUUAAAGGAAAGGAAUGGAGAAUCUUUUUGGAAAAGCUGUGAAAAAGGGCUUUUAGCUGCUCUGCUAUUGGAAAUACUUCCAGCUAACAUGCCAAGUUGAAGGUUGUGAUUUAUUGUUUUUUUUUUUACUGCUCAUGGGAUAUGAGAGAUCUGUCAGCACGUUAAUGGCUCAGACAUCUCCACCUGUCUUAAUGGGAUGUGGAUGUGUAGCUAUAUAUCAAGCUGUGAGAUGGAUGUAAAAUUCCCCCAUUUUGUCCAGCCUACCUUAGAUGGAGUGUGAGGCACAGAGGAGAUGCUCAGUGGCAGAUGAGGAUGACAUGAAAGCCCAAGGCUUUUUGGUGCCCAUUUAGCAGCCCCCGGUUGUGGUACUGGCAGGGCUGGCCAUCAGCUUUGGAGUAUAGGGUGUGACAUGAAAAGUUCCAAGUGUUUUCCCUGAAACCCAACAAAGCUUUCUGAGUGUGGUGCACACCUUCAGCCCUGGCCAUGUACAGUGAUGGAGAAGACCCCCUGCACCUAUACACCCCAUCUCUGCCAGGCAGCCCUGAGCUGUGUGCAUCCCUUCCCACACUCUCAGGGGGAAGAUGAAAAAUCCUCGUCUGGUUUCCUUACCUAGGAGCUCUCACCAGGACACUGCAGAGGAAUUAAACCGGGGUUCUCACUGAGCGGAGAAACACCAGCUCUCACUGCCGCUGUGUCCCGGCCCGGAUCGAGCGAUUUUCCCAGGGAGAAACAAAACGAAAUCUAAGCAGUGCGAGGGUUCUGGGAGUGGCUUACCUGCCCUUGGGAUGGGGGCCGGCUGUGGGAUGAAACUCGCCUUACUUUGGUCGACGGGACUCGUUUGGUUUUGUUAUCUUUUCCUCGGAGGAAAAAUGAAUUAAAAGCCAAGAGAGCGCCCCGGAAAAUCACCCAGCCUGCUCAGGAGCGGAUUUCCCCUGGGGGCACCGCUGCCAAAGAAAACCCCAGAGAGAGGCCGGGGGAUUUACCCGUGGGAGAACGGUCCCAUCCUCGGCGGCCUCCCCCCCGCGGCCCCCGGGGAGAGGGGCCGGGCUCCGCACGCCCCUCGGGGUGGGUUGGGGGGGCGGCCGCCCUAUAUAUUACAAAGCAGCUCGGGGCCCUGUUCCCCAUAGCCGGGUGCUGCCGCUGCGCUCAUCCCCCUUUUCCCUUCCCCUCCCUCUCCCUUCCCCCUUGGGCGGGGGGCUUUUACUCCUUCCGCCCCCCCCGCUUUACCCCUACCCCUCCGGCCGUAUAUGAACGCGGCCGGCUUCCCCUGCCUGCGAGGCAUGUGCACGCUGCCGGCCGCCGGCCCCGCCGCCUCGGCCAGCCCCGGCUCCCCCGGGCCCCCCCGGGGGUCCCCCUCCGCCGCCCAGGUGAAGCCGGAGCCGCGAGGUGCCGGGAGCAGCUCUCCGCUGCCUCCUCCUCCGCCUCCCGAGGAGCUGCCGCCUCCCGCCGGGGGCCGCCGGAGGAAACGGCCGGUGCAGCGGGGCAAACCGCCUUACUCCUACAUCGCCCUCAUCGCCAUGGCCAUCGCCAACGCCGCCGAGAGGAAGCUCACUUUGGGGGGCAUCUAUAAGUUCAUCACCGAGCGCUUCCCUUUUUACCGGGAGAACCCCAAAAAGUGGCAGAACAGCAUCCGCCACAACCUCACCCUCAACGAUUGCUUCGUCAAGAUCCCCCGUGAGCCCGGCCACCCCGGGAAAGGCAACUACUGGACGCUGGACCCUGCCGCCGAGGACAUGUUCGACAACGGCAGCUUCCUGCGCCGGAGGAAACGCUUCAAGCGCACCGACAUCACCACCUACCCCGGCUAUAUGCAGAACUCCAGUGCCUUCACCCCACCGCCUGCCGUUCGCCCGGUGGCCCCCGCCGCCCCCUACCCAAAUGCCCUCUGCUCGCCCGCCUACAGCCCGCAGCUCUCGGGCACCGUUUUCCACCCCUACGCAACCGGGGUGGCACCGCCGGCGCAGCACUCGCGGAUGUUCAGCAUUGACAGCCUGAUCAGCGGGCAGCAGGCCCUGCAGCCCUCGCCACCUGCCGAGCUGGCCCACCCCUCUCUGGGCUUAACUGGGACUGAACUAGCCCCUAGCUGCUCCGCCAGCACCUCGGAGCCUCCCUGCUUCCAGCCUCAGCCCGUCAGCCCUGGUUUGCUGAGCCGAGCUGGCCCCAAUGCUUUGGCAUACCCCUAUGCUGCCUCACCGCCCCAUCUACCCGUAGGGCAGGGCAGCUACUCACCUGGCAGCCCACAGCUCUACGGGGCUCCCAGCAGACUGGCGCUGCCCACUGUGCGCCCCACUGCCUGUCCUGAGCACAAUGAGCAGCUGCUGGGUCUCCCCGCUUCUCCCCUCGGCCAGUUCAGCUCCGGCAAUGCCUAUGGCAGGCAGCCCAACUUCAGCACCGGCCUGGAGCGAUACAUGUGAUGGGACUGAGGAUGGAUGCUCUAAGGAUCCCAUGGAUGAGCAUGCCCCCAUAGUGGGGAUUGAGUGGGUGGGAUGAGGUUCCUGCUCUUUGGUUGUGUGCAGACACAAUCCCGUGUGCAUGGUGAAGGGGGCCAAAAUCUGACUCUUCUUUCCCAGCUGUGUUUAAUUGGAGAGGAGGUUCGUCCUGGAGGCAAUGCUCGCAUGGUGCAAUGGGCAGGAACCCCAAAAGCAAGGAAUGGUCCAAAAAAGGGCUUUCUUCUUUUCCCUGGGUGCUCAUUCAUCACUGGAAUGAAUCACCAAAAAACCCCACUAAACUAAUUUUAAAAGAAUAAUUAAGGUGUUUAUCCUCUUAUUCCCUCAUAGGAAACGAAACAAAACAAAACACCUUGCCUACUUCUUUUUUCUAUUUUGAAAAAUGACUUUCACUGUUAGAAAAGACUUUUUUAAAAUAAAGCUUUUCUUUCCAACCUGUCCAGUGCUGCCA
Phasianus colchicus (ring-necked pheasant) is the source of this 4211-nucleotide messenger RNA. RefSeq names its product forkhead box E3 (gene FOXE3). Gene Ontology annotation, molecular function: DNA-binding transcription factor activity, RNA polymerase II-specific; RNA polymerase II cis-regulatory region sequence-specific DNA binding. The record is from RefSeq and is a predicted model, not a curated record. Gene Ontology annotation, biological process: anatomical structure morphogenesis; regulation of transcription by RNA polymerase II; cell differentiation. Lineage: Eukaryota; Metazoa; Chordata; Aves; Galliformes; Phasianidae.